Hirundo rustica (Barn swallow) is the source of this 3628-nucleotide messenger RNA. RefSeq names its product membrane-spanning 4-domains subfamily A member 15-like. The transcript is spliced from 7 exons. Lineage: Eukaryota; Metazoa; Chordata; Aves; Passeriformes; Hirundinidae. The record is from RefSeq and is a predicted model, not a curated record. Gene Ontology annotation, cellular component: membrane. Bases 2889 to 3515 code for a protein of 208 amino acids.
CCACAGAGUUUUGUGUCCCUGCUGGUGAUGAUCCCUGAGGAAAACAAAAACCCUUGGAGGAGCUGGAAAGGAGAACAUGGGAGACUCUUCCAGCACCUAAAGGUGUCCCAAGAGAUCUGGAGAGGGAAUUUGGAAAAGAGCCUGGAGUGCCAGGAAAAGGGGGAACGGCUUCCUACUGUCAGGGGGUGGGUUUAGAUGAGAUAUUGGGAGGAAAUUCUUCCCUGUGAGGGUGUGGAGGUAGCUGGAAUAGAUUUCCCAGGGAAGCUGUGGCUGCCCCAUCCCUGGAAGUGUUUAAGGUCCCCUUCCAGGAUUGCCGAUGGAAGUCAAUGCCGGUGAAGCCCUGGAGAAUUACUGGAACUUUUCUGCAGCUUCAGCAGUCCUCCUGGGAACGAGCGGAUCAAAGGCUGGAAUGUCACGUGCAGGGCUUGACGGACACAUCUGGGACAUGGUUUGGGAGUGAUGUCACCGUGUCCCAAAUGCCAGGACAGACGCUGGGACGUUUAAAGCCAAAAAACCCGAAACCUCUCCCAGAAAACAUGACUUUCCUUCUGGAAUCAGCACGGAAAGAGCCCUGUGGGAAGCAGAAACACCUGGAAACAAAGCUAAAUGUUGACUUUUGGUAUUUUUAUGGGGAUAUAAAGUUUGUCCCAGGAAGCAGCAAGUUUCUACGGAGGGCUUUUCUCCAUCGUAAUCUAUUUUCUUUGGGAAAAAAAAAACCCUCAUGAAUUUUGGGGCUGGAAAAAGAAUUUUGGUUCCACCAGGCUCAUAAAUUUUGUCCUGUGCCCGUGGGAGGGAAUUUGGGAGGGUCUCGCUGAUCCCCUCCCGAGCAUCCAGCCAGGCUUCCCCUGUCCAAAACUUGUCCUAGAAAAUAGGAAAACGAACAUUAAUAUCCAAGGAAUGUGUUGUAUAUAUCUACAAAGCCAAAAAAAAAAAAUCCUGCGAAGGAAAGGCUGGAAAGCUCCACCGCCCGGCCUUGCUGCUUCCCUGCAUCUGCUUCAAAGCUUCACCUCCUCUGGAAUCCGCUUCCAAAACAAAUCCCGACGUCCUACCUUGGGCUCCUGCCAUCCCCAGCUGGACCUGGGUUUAUUUCCAAAGGGGGGAAGCGCUGUUUUUCAUGGAUAACUCGUUCAGAAAGCGGGAUUUUGGGGGGAUGAGGGCAGUCAUGGCUGUUUCUGGCUGCAAGGCUGGAACUUGAGGAAUGCUGUAGGAAUCUGGAAAGGCGGAUUUGGGAGGAAAUCCACCGUGUAGGGUGGUUUUGGCUGGGAAUGUGAGCCGUGGAUAAUGGCGGAGGAUACCCUGGCUGCCUAAAGGCUAAAGAGGGGAUCCCGGAAUUUCCACGGGGGCUCAAGUGUUCCUUCCCAGGGCUGGAACGAGAUCCCUGGGAUUGUUAGGAUUGGAGUGUUGAGAAGGGACGAGGCACCAGCAGGAAUUAAAGGCUCUGAGGCAUCAGGAAUGUGAUGAAGAGGCUGAAUCUCAUCCAUGUCCGUGUUUUUCCUGGAAAGCCGUGCCGCCAGAUGCGGCCCUUUACAAGGCCAAGUGCACGCUUCCAUCAGGGAUGCGGGAUGGAGAAAGGUCACGGGUGGGAUGGAGGAAUGCCAUUGGAGCUGGGAUGGAGACGUGAGUCGCUGCUCUUUGCUUUCCAGGUCUGUUCUUCCAGCUCUUUUUUUGGGAUACGGUUUAGGCCGGUUUGGAGGGAAUGUUCCGUUCCCUGGUGUGUGGGAGCACGGGGAGGGCGCAGAAUCCUGGAAUGGUUUGGGAUGGAAGGAACCUUAAGGAUCAUCCAGCCAUGGGCAGGGACACAUCCCACUGGCCCAGGUUGUUUCGAGCCGGCUCCAGGGCUGGAAGCCUCUCCCGAGCUCUGGAAGCGCGGUGCUUCCAAACGCGGCCUCUCAGCUCCCUCUACAGCCAGAGGGAAGGAAAAAAAAAAAAACCUUCCACAAGUUGCUCCACCUGCUCCUGAAAUCGUCAGCUGGAGGGUCCUGUCCUUCCCCAGGCAGAGAGAGAGAGGUGAUGCCAGAAUCCCAGACCUAAAAAUUCCCGUUCCACCAGGAAACUCCUAUCUUGCACACAUCAGACCUCCAGGAAACCUGGCAGAGGGGGGUCUUCCAUGUCGACAUGGGGUAUCCCAAUGCUCCUGGAGUAAAGGCCAUGGCUGUUUUUCUGGGAGGAGGGAGGGAUGGAGGCAGGAAGGGGCCUUUGAAUCCCUCGGGAUCCCCUUGCCGUGUGUGGUGGCUCCAUUCCCAGCCUGAGCUCCCAUUUCCCAUCAUAAAUGCCAGCAUCUCCUUUCCCGCUGGCUCCCAACAGAGACGGCCGGGGAACCCUGAAUGUGUGUCCUUGCUGGGAGUAAAUCCCCAGGGAUGGAGGAGGGAGAAUUCCCAAAAAUGGCAAAAAGGGAGCUUCCUUUACACUGGGGUUUAUGAAGUUUCCUGUCUCGAUCCGGGUUUUUCCUGGGAAGUGGGCAGGGUCAGGUUACGAACACCUCGUCAGGUACCGAGCUAAUUGCAGGAGCGAUUCCCAAGCAAAGCAUCCACAAUUUGGGAUGGAGAGGACUCGCUGGAUGCUGGGAAAGGGGGUCUUGGAGCAUUCCAAAGGAAAAGCAUCCAACCCUUCCCAAGGCUGUGGAGCCCGGGGAGGGGUUCCCUGCCCCUCCCUCUUCCCCUGCAGGAUUUUGGGAGCCUCCAUUGGCAAAGCCGCCUCAUUGAGCAAGAGGGCCCUGACGAGAAUUCCAUGAGCGAGCUUCCCGCAGGGAGCAAAGGGCAGCGGGAGCGUGUCCCUGCCUGGCCGGCACCUCCCGGGGAUUUUGGACAGCAAAGGGACCGCAGCGAGGAGGAGGAGGAGGAGGAAGGCACCCGGGAAUUCCUUCAUCUCCCUGGGCUGGUUCCCAGGCCAUGGCGACCACCACGGUGACGGAUGCCGGCAGCGUGAGGAUCAUCACGGAGGUGAUCCCGGCCACGGAUCCGCGGGCGGCCCAGCUGGCCUCAGGCUCCCAGGCACCUGCCAAGACGUCAUUCCAAACACAAGGCUUCCGGAGGGCGCAUCCCAAGGUGUUGGGGACCAUCCACAUCUUCACCGGAAUCGUCCACAUCUGCUUUGGGAUCAUCCUGACAUUGUCGGAGCACAGGAACCCUUCCCUCCCCGUGGCCAGCGGGGUCCUCUUCUGGCUGGGGGUCCUGCUCCUGGUCUCGGGCUCGUUGCUGGUGGAAAGUGAAAGAAGAGACAGCCCCGUGCUGGUCAAGACCUGCUGCGUGGUCAACGUGGGCGUUGUCCUGGGCACACUGGUGGCCACCGGGAUCCACGGCACGGCCAUCACCCGGAACAUCCCCGGCUGCGAGAAACCCAAGCCCUUCCAGGUCCGCCCGGAAUGGUGCCUCAACAUGCACGGCAAGAUCCUGAGCAACGGGCUGGAUUCCAUCUCGGUGCUCCUCGGCCUGCUGGAAUUCUGCGCGGCCGUGGCGGUUCUGGCGUUCGGAUACGACACGGUCCGGCAGCACACAUACACCCAGCUGGCGCUGUAGCCACGGCCGAGCCCCGCACGUGCUGCUGCAUCCCUGGUACCGGAGCCCCCUGGGAUGCACACAGCGUGUUCGGUCCCCAAUAAAGGCCUCUCCCCCCGCCCAGCCCGCGCGUG